AUGGAUAUUAAUCAAAAACCUAUAACAUCAUCUUCUUCCUCUUCUUAUUCGUCUUCUGACUCCCCUAAAAAUCCCCCUCCUCCCCAGUCUUCUACUUGUUCCUCUUCCCUAUUCCCCCCUUUACCUUCUCAACGUUUCCAAACAGAACAAAAAAAUUUUGGAGGUUUUCCAUUUUUAACCAAUCUAAAUGGCCAUCCAUUCCCUCCCUUUCCACCCUUUUUAUUACCUCCACAACACUCUUUUCCACAUGGCCAUCCAAUACAUUUUCUUCAUGGAUUGCAACAACCACCUAAUUUUAUUUCUGGAUUGCCUCUAAACGGACAAACUUCAUCUAUGGGUAAUUUAGCGGCAGUAAUUAGUGCAGCAUCAGCCGUUAUAAAUCCGCAAAACAAGCAACAACAAAAUACUCCACCUAACGAUCAAACAUCCUCUUUAAUAAAUGAAACCUCCGAGUCUUCGGAAGGAAGUUGUUCACCUAUUGAGGCCAUCGAUGACCCCCAAAUUAGUCCAAGCCCAAAGACCUCAAAAUGUAUCGACGCUGCCUCGUUAACAUGUUCCGUCUGUGGGGAUAUUUCUAGCGCCUGUAAUGGCUGCUCAGGCUUUUUCAAGCGAAGUGUUCGACGGCGUCUUAUCUACCGCUGUCAGGCUGGAACAGGAACAUGUGUAGUAGACAAAGCUCAUAGGAACCAAUGUCAAGCUUGCCGGCUCAAAAAAUGUUUGGCAAAAGGAAUGAAUAAGGACGGUCAGUCAAAACAAACAAGCAAGCUGGAAAUAUAUAGAUACUCGCCAGAAAAUAUCUUCCGGAAAUACAAACUUUUCCGGAAACAUAAUUUUCCGGAAUAUAUUAUCUAUGUUGAAUAA
This is a messenger RNA of Meloidogyne enterolobii, 861 nucleotides long. Lineage: Eukaryota; Metazoa; Nematoda; Chromadorea; Rhabditida; Meloidogynidae. The record is from the annotation of a GenBank genome assembly.